AUGCUUAUCGGUUUUUUUCUUACCAUUUUGUGCGUAUACAAUGAUGGUAGAAUAGACAUAAAACAGCUAUUUCUGAUAGUAAACUCUCGGCUACUAUUAAAAGAAGAACGCGAAAAAGUAAAACGGAAGAAUUGGACUUUUGAACCUACAUACAAAAAGUCGCUUUCCGACAGUAUCAAAAGCGAAUGUAAGUACAAGUCAAGGUUUGAGAAUGUGAAGCAUUCAAAACAAUCUACGGCCUUGCCAAUUGGUAGGAGACCGAUGGCAGUGCCAAUGAAAAGAAUUGCCGGAGAAAACCAAGACGGUAGCUUUUCCGACGGUCAACAUAGUAAGUACCAGACCAAACUAUUAAAAGCUGCUGGUAAAAGACUCCAUGUCUUGUUCAAGGAGUUUAAGUACCGGGCUCUUGCUAUUGUAAUUCCUUACUCCGUUGCAGCCUUUGAACGAUGGAGCAGGGAGAAAUUCAAGAAGUUCAUUAGUAUUAUCAAGCAGGAUAAGGCCUUAACCAGGGAACUACAAUAUCUUCAGCUUCGCUCCACUUUCUUGGACAAAACUGGAGAAUUACACUACAUAUAUUAUAAAGACAGAGACUACAUUUAUUGCAAUGAUAUUCAAAAUAAUAAAGAAGUUCAUUUUUGCUACUUGGCUUUCAUUCAAGGUCGUAGUGUUUCAUUGACCCUAAUUGUGACAAAAUGA
Mucor mucedo is the source of this 696-nucleotide messenger RNA. RefSeq lists its product as uncharacterized. The coding region runs from base 1 to 696 and encodes 231 amino acids. The transcript is spliced from 6 exons. Lineage: Eukaryota; Fungi; Mucoromycota; Mucoromycetes; Mucorales; Mucoraceae. The record is from RefSeq and is a predicted model, not a curated record.